Messenger RNA from Chroicocephalus ridibundus (black-headed gull), 942 nucleotides. It is a transcript of the gene DUT, whose product is annotated as deoxyuridine triphosphatase. The coding region runs from base 138 to 644 and encodes 168 amino acids. Gene Ontology annotation, biological process: dUTP catabolic process; dUMP biosynthetic process. Gene Ontology annotation, molecular function: magnesium ion binding; dUTP diphosphatase activity. The record is from RefSeq and is a predicted model, not a curated record. Lineage: Eukaryota; Metazoa; Chordata; Aves; Charadriiformes; Laridae. The transcript has 7 exons.
CGUGCAGCCGCAAUGCCGUUCCCCCGCAACGCUGCGCGCUCCGCGGGGUCCGCCCGCCAUCCCGCUCCGCCGCCGCCUCCCUCUCCCGCGGAGGCCCACGGCGCCGGGCCGGUGGCGGAGGGGCUGCGCCGCACCGCAUGGCAGCAAUGCCCUCCGAGGCCGUCCUGCAGCCGUCCCCCAACAAGAGGCAGAAGGGCUCGGUACCCGAGGAGCCCACGGCGCGGCUCCGCUUCACGAAGCUGUCCGAGAACGCCUCCACCCCCUCCAGGGGCUCUGCCCGAGCCGCGGGCUACGACCUGUACAGUGCCUAUGACUGUGUGAUACCACCCAUGGAAAAGGCUGUAGUGAAAACAGACAUUCAAAUUGCACUUCCUUCUGGAUGCUAUGGCCGAGUAGCACCGCGUUCUGGUUUAGCUGCAAAGCACUUCAUAGAUGUUGGUGCUGGUGUUAUUGAUGAGGAUUACAGGGGAAACGUUGGUGUGGUACUCUUCAACUUCGGCAAGGAAACUUUUGAAGUUAAAAAAGGGGAUAGGAUUGCCCAGCUCAUCUGUGAACGUAUUUUCUAUCCUGAGCUAGAAGAAGUUCAAACACUAGAUGAUACAGAACGUGGAGAAGGUGGCUUUGGUUCUACUGGAAAUAACUGAAAAUUAUUUGAAUAUGCUUUCUAUAUUUUUUGUUAUGCUGUUUCUAAAUCUUCCUUUGAAUUAGAAGUGGGAUUUUGGAGUACAUAAAAAAAUUUUCAAGAUUUUUUCAGACUUCUCUGUAUCUGUCCUCCUGUAUUUUUACAGGCAGUGAAUUCAUCUGCAUUAUGGGGAAAUGUACGUGACCGACUUGAUUAAUUAGUUGAUGGAUUGUUUUUUCUUUUUAGGUGUUUGGUCCUCAGUAAUAAAGAACUCAUUGUUUAUGUGCUGUUAUACUGUAAUAAAUUAUAAAGUAACUUAA